Adineta steineri is the source of this 345-nucleotide messenger RNA. Lineage: Eukaryota; Metazoa; Rotifera; Eurotatoria; Adinetida; Adinetidae. The record is from the annotation of a GenBank genome assembly.
AUGACUACGUCUGAUGAAGAAUUACCGGUACCACGCUUACAAGAUAAAUCUUCAAUGUUAAUGACAAGUCUCAUUACUAGAACUUCACCAUUAUCGAUAUCAUCUCAAACAACAGAUAAUACAAAUAAUGUAACAUUGUCAUAUCCAUUACAAUUAGAUGAAGAAUAUAUUUAUCGAAUUGGAUUAAAACCCAAAGAAUUUAUAAAUUAUUGUCAAGCUGAAGCUAUGAACUUUAUGUUUAAUGAUCCAAUGGAUUUUAUUGACAGUUAUAUUAAAGACCAUUUAGGAAAAGGUUUGAAUAUUGGCAUCAAUCAAGAAUGUUUAGAUCAUUUGAACAAUAUUUAA